Molecule: messenger RNA, 1967 nt
Organism: Hippocampus comes (tiger tail seahorse)
Lineage: Eukaryota; Metazoa; Chordata; Actinopteri; Syngnathiformes; Syngnathidae
Product: latent-transforming growth factor beta-binding protein 2-like
Exons: 4
Coding region: 30-1967 (645 amino acids)
Molecular function (GO): calcium ion binding
Source: RefSeq, a predicted model, not a curated record
CACUCUUGUGGCUGAUCACUCUCUUGGCAAUGCCAAAGUACUCCUCUGCAGUUGCUGACCUGAAGGAUUGCGAGGCGGCAGGCAGCAAGUGCCAUCAACAGGCGGAGUGUCUAAAAGUCCAAAACAACUUCACCUGCGUGUGUGCAAUGGGCUACCAGGGUGAUGGUCUUCUGUGCGGGGACAUUGACGAAUGCCUCGGCGGCCUGCACAGUUGUCAUCCGAAGGCCCGCUGCAACAACACCCUUGGCAGCUACAAUUGUUUUUGCCUGAGUGGAUUCACCGGAGAUGGGACUAACUGCCAGGAUAUUGACGAGUGUCAGAAAGAAAACGGCGGCUGUCACGCCAACGCAUUCUGCAGCAACUUUGAGGGUGGACGCCAGUGCCGAUGUAAAGUCGGUUUUGAGGGAAACGGCUUCAAGUGCACCGAUAAAAAUGAAUGCACGAACCCGAAUAUUUGCCAUUGGAAUGCAACCUGCACCAAUAACCCCGGAUCUUACGUUUGCACCUGUAAUCGAGGCUAUAAGGGCAACGGGAACUACCUGUGUCUCGAUAUCGAUGAAUGUUCAGAGACUCCGCAGGUGUGCCCAUCCUUGUUUGGUUACAAGGGCUGUAAAAAUCUACCUGGUACUUAUCGCUGCACGUGUAGCAACGGCUUUGAAAGUAAUGGCCGGAGCUGUGUGGACAUUGAUGAAUGUGCAGGCAACAUCUGUAGUCUCUAUGCAGACUGUUUGAACACAAUUGGGUCGUACCGAUGUAACUGCAACAGCGGUUUUGUCGGAAAUGGCCUGACGUGUGUUGAUAUCAAUGAAUGCAAUGAGGACAAUGACUGUGAUCUCAAUUCUGUUUGUAUUAACAGGCUUGGCAGUUAUGAGUGCUCCUGUCUGGAGGGCUUUGAAGGAGAUGGUAGAUUGUGUGAGGACGUUAAUGAGUGUGUAACACCAAGCAUCUGCCCUCCUACAACUACCUGUGUCAACACCAAUGGGUCACAUUUCUGCGACUGCGGUCGCGGUUUCAUCUUUGUGAAUUCUGAAUGUCGUGACCUGGAUGAAUGUGCAGCAGGCCCUUGCAGCCCCUACUCUGUCUGCACUAAUUCACCCGGUUCCUUCACAUGCCAGUGCGCGGGAGGUUACAGGGGAGACGGCCUCACGUGUGUGGAUGUGGAUGAAUGUUCCAUUUCUACUCAAUGCCACGUCAACGCACUUUGCACUAACCUGCCCGGCAUCUAUAAUUGCACCUGUCAGGUGGGUUACUCUGGAGACGGCGUGAUCCAGUGCAGUGAUGUGAACGAGUGUCUGGUGGAUAACGGAGGCUGUAGAAAUCAGGCUACAUGUGUGAACAACCUUGGCUCUUUCGCUUGCCUGUGCCAAAGGGGAUUCAUCUUGUUGAACCAGACUCUCUGCCAGGAUGUAAAUGAGUGUGCGACACAGGAAAAUCCGUGUGGUGUCAAUGAAGAAUGCAGGAACGUUGAUGGUUCGUACGAAUGCCCUUGCCAGACUGGAUAUUACCGCCCUGCCGCCACAAUGGACUGUGUCGAUAUCGACGAGUGUAAAGAGAAUCCUUGCCAUGUUAAUGCCACGUGCCUCAACACAGUCGGCUCCCACACCUGCACCUGUAAGCGAGGCUUUGCGGUCAACGGCACACAGUGUGAUGACAUCGACGAGUGCUCUGUGAUGGACGCAUGCCAUCCACGGGCACUAUGCAUCAACUUUAUCGGGGACUUCUUCUGCUCCUGCCAGCAGGGGUUCGACGGUAAUGGCUUCUCCUGCCAGGACGUGGACGAGUGCCUCCUCCCGGAUGCCAUUUGUCCAGAUUUCUCAAAAUGCGUCAACUCCCCCGGAGCACACGUUUGCUCAUGUUUGAAUGGUACAGUCGCCCUGAAUGACACUUGCGUGCCACCAAGUCCGCAAGGCUACAUUAUGAACGGAACUCAGUGUGCUGAUUCCCCUAGAGUUUUCAUAUGUAUCUAA